Molecule: messenger RNA, 1155 nt
Organism: Prorocentrum cordatum
Lineage: Eukaryota; Dinophyceae; Prorocentrales; Prorocentraceae
Source: the annotation of a GenBank genome assembly
AUGGCCGUGCGCAUGAAGAUCAAAAAGUCGGCGACCAUCCCAAAGAAGCUGAACGACAUGCUCACGGAGGCGCGCAAUCGAGGACAGUACGGACAGUACCUGCAGCGCUGCGCACACGCGACCCUGUGGGACUACGUGAGGGCUCGCCUGGCGCCCGACAUCCCGGCGGUGGACCACACCCUCGAGCCCGGAGACCCGCAGCAGGUUCCAGGGUACAUCGUCGGGAACAAGCUCGGGCAGGGGUCGUUCGGGGCCGUCUACAAGCUGACGGAGAGGCCGGAGACGGGAAGCAGCGUCGAGGUUGUCAAGGCAGUGCCCACCGAGGGCAUCACGCGGAUCAAAGACCUCAUGUACAUGAACAGAAUGAUCCGCGUGAUGAACAUGUUGAGCGAUGAGCAGGGGCGGCACCCGAACAUCAUCCGCCUGCACCGCACCUACCACACGCCGACGCACAUUCUUUUCCGGAUGGAGUACGGGGGCCCAGAGAACUUGUACAAGCGCCUGCGCGACCGCCAGACACUGCAGGCUGAGAAUGCGCGGCCACUGUCCCUGGACAAGGUUGUGACGAUCAUCACCCAGGCGGUCGACUUGGUGUGGCACCUGCACACGGUGGUGCAUGUCUGCCAACGCGACAUUAAGCCAGAGAACAUCAUGGUGAACGAGACGCCAGAGUCCAUCACGAUCAAGCUCACAGACAUCGACCUCGCUGUCUCCUUCGAGGAUGAGGGCAAGAUGUGCAGCAGCCCCUGCGGGACCCUGCCCUUCGCCGCCCCCGAGGUGCUGCUGGACAGCCCCUACGACGUUUGCCUGGCGGACAUCUGGAGCCUCGGCGUGGUUUUCGCGGAGGUGCUCUGCGGGGUGCGCGUGGUGGAGCUCGCGAUCGAGCACGCGGGGCUGCAGGUGCGGCCCUUGGGCGUCAACACCGCGCUCGCGGAGUGCAUCCGCACCUUCUUCCGAAUGCCCGCCGCGGCGGCCCGCCUGCUGGAGGAGCGCUGCCGCCCAGAGCUCCGCCCCCUGCAGCCCUUCGGCGGCGCGGUGCUCGCCAGGACGCCGACGGUCGACCCCGCGCGGCGGAUGGACGUCGACGGCGUCCGCUCGGUGGUGGAGCAGGGCCUCGCGCCACUGGCCCUGGGGCCUGCCGCGCCCGGCAGGUAG